This is a messenger RNA of Ochotona curzoniae (black-lipped pika), 1062 nucleotides long. RefSeq names its product serine protease 40-like. The transcript has 5 exons. The record is from RefSeq and is a predicted model, not a curated record. Gene Ontology annotation, biological process: proteolysis. Gene Ontology annotation, molecular function: serine-type endopeptidase activity. NCBI's taxonomy places the organism in Eukaryota, Metazoa, Chordata, Mammalia, Lagomorpha, Ochotonidae. The coding region runs from base 1 to 1062 and encodes 353 amino acids.
AUGGGGGGCAGCAGGAAGGGGCGCUCAGGGCUGGGCUGGCAAGGGGCCUGCGCAUUGGCUGCCCUCCUGCUCUGGCUGCGCCUCCCACCGCUGAGCGCCCAGACCACGCCAUCCAAUCAAAACCUGGCUGAAGUAUGCGGGAAGACUGGAAAAACUGGGAGAAUCUACGGAGGUACGAGGGCAGAGCCAGAACGGUGGCCAUGGCAGGCCAGUCUGCUUCUAAAUGGCCAACACGUCUGUGGAGCCUCCCUCAUCGCCAGCAACUGGGUGGUAUCUGCAGCUCACUGUUUCCAAAGGUGCAUUUCCUCACCCCAGACCAGCAACUACUACCACAUCCUGCUGGGGUACAACCAGCUCAGCAAGCCCACCAACUUCAGCCGGAAGAUGUCCGUCAGUAAGGUCUUCGUCCACCCAGAGUAUGACAAGAGGCACCGCUUCGGGAGCGACAUCGCCUUGUUGCAGCUGCACCGGCAGGCAGCCUUCAACUCGCACAUCCUCCCUGCCUGCGUCCCAGAGGCCAACCUACAUCUCUAUGUUGAUACUGCCUGCUGGAUCAGUGGCUGGGGGAUGAUCACUGAGGAUGGUGAGCAGCCCAAGGCGUUGCAGCAGGCCAAGAUCUUCACCAUGGAAAACCAAAUGUGUAGUUCGUUUUUCCCACCUCCACCGAAUGCCGACCCCUCUGACAUUGUGACAGUCCAGGAAGAGAUGAUUUGUGCUGCAGACUUCCGGAAUCCCCCGUCCAUCUGCAGAGGAGAUUCAGGGGGUCCUCUGGUCUGCUUCCUGAACAACUCCUGGUUCUUGGUGGGAGCAACGAGCUGGAGUGCUCCAUGCUUUCCACCCAUCAUGCCCAGCGUCUUCACCAGGAUCUCCUACUUCUCCAACUGGAUCAAAUCCACCCAGGCGGCCACGCCCAACGCUGACCUUGCCACCGCCCCUCCUGAAGAAAAGGCCCCCGCAUUGACUACCAUGGGUGGCAAGGGCACCAUCCUCAGGCCAAGAGUCUUCCUGGUGUUGCUGUCACCUGCAACCCUGCUGCUGCUGCUUCUCCUCCAGAGCCUGUGA